AUGCCGUUUAGUGCUUUACUAUCGUCUCGUUCGAAGACGGAUUAUGUCAAGCAUUUGAAAGAAUGUUUAACAAUUAUCGAAAUUGAACACGAUAAGGAGAAGAAGAUUUAUGAAGAGGCAAUUAAGAACAUUCAUAAAGCAUUACUUGCCUUGAAAGAUGGAUUAUUCGGUCCACGCGAUGGUAGUAGUGAGCCAGCAAUAAGUGAUGUGUCGCAAUUGUGCAGCGGAAUCUAUUCACAGGAACUUUUAUUAGCGAUGAUUAAUAACUUAAGUCGAGUGACAUUCGAAGAUCGAAAAGAAAUCGUCGCUAUUGUCAACAAUCUUCUCCGCCGACAGGUCGGAACGAAAUAUCCAGCUGUUGAUCAUAUUAUUCAAAGACCUGUCAUCUUGUUCAAAUUGAUUGAAGGAUAUGAGAAUGCUGAUAUAGCAUUAAAUUGCGGUAUGAUGCUUCGAGAAUGUAUACGUGUUCAAGAAUUAGCAGAAAUUAUCUUGAAAUCAGAUGAGUUUUAUAAGUUUUUUGAUUACGUGCAAAAAUCGACCUUUGAUAUUGCAAGUGAUGCAUUUGCGACUUUCAAAGAUUUAUUAACCAAACAUAAGUCUCUAUGUGCAGAGUUUCUUGAACUAAAUUACGAUCCAUUCUUCAGUAAAUAUCGUGACCUAUUGAAUUCGGAAAACUAUGUAACGCGUCGACAAUCAUUGAAACUUCUCGGUGAACUCCUACUUGAUCGAUACAAUUUUUCAGUUAUGACUAAAUAUAUAACCAAUCCAGAUAAUUUAAAACAACAGAUGAAUUUACUGAAGGAAAAGAGUAAAAAUAUUCAAUUCGAAGCAUUUCAUGUGUUCAAGAUAUUCGUGGCGAAUCCAUCGAAACCUAAAGCAAUUUCUGAUAUACUUCUACGCAAUCGAGAUAAAUUGAUUGAAUUCCUUACUACUUUUCAUACGGAUCGUACUGACGAUGAACAGUUCAAUGAUGAAAAAGCAUAUUUAAUCAAACAGAUCAGUGAAUUGAAGGAAAUCAAGGCAUAA
Messenger RNA from Adineta ricciae, 1026 nucleotides. Lineage: Eukaryota; Metazoa; Rotifera; Eurotatoria; Adinetida; Adinetidae. The record is from the annotation of a GenBank genome assembly.